This is a messenger RNA of Hypoxylon trugodes, 1858 nucleotides long. Its product is annotated as terpenoid synthase. Lineage: Eukaryota; Fungi; Ascomycota; Sordariomycetes; Xylariales; Hypoxylaceae. The record is from RefSeq and is a predicted model, not a curated record. The transcript is spliced from 4 exons. Bases 603 to 1829 code for a protein of 408 amino acids.
CACAUUAUCUCUCGCAAUGUUGCAGUGUUAGGUCGUAAGAUAAUUGAUCGCUUACCUUUGUUAGCCAUUAGCCAUACCUAGUUUGACGCCGUACGAAGGGAUCCGUCCAAUAUUGGUUGCAACUAGGUAGAGACGGGUAGAUUGCGAACAAAUAGCUUCGGGUCGUCCCAUGGGACAACACAUACCAAGAGCCCUUACCUACAGUCCGGUCACGCAGGAUCGACCUGCGUUUGUCUCCUCAUGCGUGUCUUAUAUUCACCUCACUAGACCUCUUCGACUAUCGUGCCUGAGAAGUGUCACACCUUCUUGCCGUUUCUGGACAUCAACCCGCGUUGGACUGGCCGAUAGGUUGCCGUCGCUGACCAGAGUUGCAGAAGAUUGUCAGUUAUUGGAUAUCGAUACCUUCGAAUGUGCAGCCGGUUCUCAUCACAUGCAACCUACCUAAGUUGGGUGAGACUUAGACCAUCGGUUGGAACUGGGCGGAUCGCCAUCGUCUUCUCACACAUUUAUAGGAGAGGAACCCCGAGUUAUUCGCAAUAUGUUCGUCAAACACCAAAGAACAAUUCUCUCCUAAACUCAAGAAGCAGAAUAUCAGAAAAAACAUGACUUCCAAGAAGAUGACGACUCUUAUUAGACUUGCGCGGCGGACGCGUACAAAGUUUUUAUCUUUAUUGUUCCCCUGCCCCUUCCCCUGGACGCAAAAUGAUCUCCAAUACAUUCCCGAUGAUUCUAGUUCCCAGCAAGGUCUUUGCGGUGAAGCUUUGGUCCUAGCUUCGCAGCUUGAUAGCAAGACCUUCCGCCUGCCAAACCUAUGGGAGGUCUUCUCUGAAUGGCCACUCAAAGAGAACCCACACGUAAAGAGGCUCGAGGGUCUCGUUAAUUCAAUGCUCGAGCGCAUCGUCACCAAUGAGAGGAAACUCAAGGCCUUGAAGCAGGCUAACUUCGCUCGUCUCAUUUCCCUAUGGUAUCCUGACGCGGAAUGGCCCGAGCUUGAGAUUGCUACAGCUUAUUCUGUCUGGAUAUUCGUGUGGGACGAUGAAGUCGACGCUGGUGACACUGACGUGUCACACGAUGAGGAGUUGUCGAGAGCCUACUACCAAAAGUCCCUCGAUACCAUCCACCACCUCUUAGGUCUUGACACCCAAGGACAAAAAUUCGUGGAUGAAAAACAGGCUUUACAUCCUAACAUGGUUUUAUUUACCGAUGCCGCUCGCGGUAUACGUAGCGCAGCAGAUCGAAUUCAGCGAGAACGGUUUUAUCAUGAGUUAGAGCAUUUCAUGAUUCAAGUGGGUGUGGAGCAUAGCCAUCGAAUGAGAGGUUCCAUCCCAACGGUAGAAAAGUACCUGGAGAUACGCUCCGGCUCUGUCGGUUGUGCCCCUCAAAUAGCCAUUACCGAUUUGAUGCUUAAGGUUAGACUACCCGAGUCCAUCAUGGAGUCCGCACCCAUGAAAGGACUUUGGAAGGAAACAGUUAUUAUAUGUCUUAUUCUUAACGAUAUUUAUUCAGCACAAAAAGAAAUAGCACAAGCAUCGCUCUUGAACCUCGUGCCGGUCAUGUUCAAGAACUGCAAUCCAGAAAAACAAAGUCUCGAUUUAGUAACUCAUGGUAUUGAAGAGACUUUACGUACGACCAUGAGGAGAUUCGAAGAAGCAGCAACGGCCCUCAGCGGGAUGGCGUCUCAUGAUGUGCAACUAGACAAGGAUGUACAGGCUUUCAUAAAGUGGUGCCGCUAUUUUAUCACCGGGGUAUUACAAUGGAGUCUAGAAUCCAAACGAUAUGGUAUGGCGGAAUGUUUACACGAUGAUGGAUCUCUCAGCAUAGUACUUUAGACAAAUCUAACUAGAUACACGAUAUACAC